Molecule: messenger RNA, 1170 nt
Organism: Xenopus laevis (African clawed frog)
Lineage: Eukaryota; Metazoa; Chordata; Amphibia; Anura; Pipidae
Gene: lmntd2.L
Product: lamin tail domain-containing protein 1-like
Exons: 7
Coding region: 229-945 (238 amino acids)
Source: RefSeq, a predicted model, not a curated record
GUUCAUCCCACUAAGGACCCGGGGGGGGGGGGAAAUAGAAGAGUUUGUUUUUACUACAGGAGAAUCAUAUAACAGAAUGGCUUCCUUUAGUCAAUGAACUUUGCUCUGUUGUAACAGGCCGGAGAGUUUAUGACUGGGCCAAGCGGCAUACCUAGAUGCCAUGGAAACAUCAACAAUAAUGAGGUAACACGUUAGCAGAAAUAUCCGAACAGCACAGGGCAGCCACUAAUGGAAACUCAACAUUUUUCAAGGUCUCCUUGUCCCCUUAAGAUUGUUGAAGUGAAUGAUUUCGGUCACUUUGUCAGGAUAUGGAACUCCUCCCCUUCCUGCCAUGUGGAUCUGAGUGGUUAUAUCAUCUGGCAGCUAGAAGGGAACCACCCAGUCUCCAUCUACCGCUUUCCACAAAAUUCAUUUCUUCCUGCCUGCCAGCAUGUUACGGUUUGGGCAUCUGCUUCCAAGGUUUCCCAUAACCCUCCGACUGAUUUAGUAUGGAAAGGAAGGUUGUAUUUCAGAACCAACCCCCAAUGUAUCACAGUCCUUUCGCGCCCAAGUGGUCAGCCAGUAGCUUCAUACCGAACAUCUCCCUCUCUCCCAGCGUGGAUUCCAGACAAAUCUGAAGAAUCUGUACAAGAGGAGGAAACCAGAAACCAUUUAGAAGAAGAAGCAACCAAAGCCAAUCAGACUCCCAGGUCCCGAUACUCCUCUGCAAACUCCAGUGGCAGCUGCAGUGCUUCCCAGGCUUUGUUCUCUAGAACGGGGAGCCCAGUUACUCCCAGAAUCACUUCAGGUCAGACUAGGUCACCAACCUUUGUUUCCAGUUACCCAUCCAGGUUAAAUAAAAAUAGUCCAUUUGUGAAGCUUCUUGCACAAACAUCUGCUCGAUCCAAGCACGGCUUCAAGUUCCUCAGUCAUGUGCCCUUCACUUGUGAUCUUCUCAGACGGUAACCAGUGGUCCAAACGCUCUUUCCCCCCGAUGGGAGACCAGAGCCUCUUACAGAUCUUAAGGUUCAUUUGCCACUAGGCCAAACCUAGCUGUGCUUCAAUUUAAGUUAACUUGUAGUAUGUUAUAGCCUGGCCAUUUCUUAGCAACCACUCAAUUGGUCUUCGUUAUUUAUUUUUUAUACAUUUUCAAUUAUUUGCCUUUUUUGAGCUUUCAAAUGAGGAGUCACC